Molecule: messenger RNA, 1522 nt
Organism: Megalobrama amblycephala (Wuchang bream)
Lineage: Eukaryota; Metazoa; Chordata; Actinopteri; Cypriniformes; Xenocyprididae
Gene: en2a
Product: engrailed homeobox 2a
Exons: 2
Coding region: 715-1512 (265 amino acids)
Biological process (GO): multicellular organism development; neuron differentiation; regulation of transcription by RNA polymerase II
Cellular component (GO): nucleus
Molecular function (GO): RNA polymerase II cis-regulatory region sequence-specific DNA binding; DNA-binding transcription factor activity, RNA polymerase II-specific
Source: RefSeq, a predicted model, not a curated record
UUUUAAAAUUGCGGCUUCGUGAGUGCGUUCGGAUAGUGAGUUGACGACCAAAUCUGAAUAAUGAUACAUGCAUAAAAAACAUGCAUAGCAGAAAUAAUUACACUACAAGUAAACCAUUAAGAGAGAGAAAAAAAUGUGAAGACCGUGUUCAGUAUGCAGGCUGCGUUUUUGGCACUGUCUGAAUUUGUAUUUUGGUGAAGCACUGUGUCUUUAAAAGUGCAAGGAUGAGUGUUGUCUGUUACUCUCGAAUCAGGGCCAUGUGACUAUCUCUAGACUAUUCUAUUGGUCGAAGGCACGUGUCUAGGAUACCGGAGUGUAACGUCACUGGGGGCUCGUAUUAAAAAUAAGAACAAAAAUCCGGAGUGAAAGUAUUUCAGGAGCAGCUAGGAGCCCCACUUCUCAGAGUAGCCACUGAAGCCUCGAUAGUUGCAUUGCGCAGAAAACAAAUAGCACCAAACUGGAAAGUUACGGUUCAUCAACCUUAAACAGACAACAUUCCGUGACUGGAAGGCGUAACUAUGUUUUUCCUUUGUGACCACGGUGCGCAAAGGCUUUUUACUGUCGCUAAAACUCACUGACAGAUUUUCUUGCUCAGUUUAAAAUUUUCCUGAAGUGAACAAAGUGGACGGAGUCGCCCACAGAGUGGGGUGCGACUGCCCGAGUGCGGGAGAGCGAUAAAGGGUUAAGGACGGAAAGUGGAAAGUGUGUAUCAGCAUGGAUGAGAAUGAGCAGAGCGCAAGAGACGCGGAACAGCGAGGAGCAGCGGACGAGUCCAACAGUGCCAUACGACCCCUUCUGCAAGCUCCAGGGAACCUGCAGCUCCCGCACCGAAUCACAAACUUCUUCAUCGACAACAUCCUGCGGCCGGACUUUGGCCGUAAGAAAGAGGCGAACAUCACGCGCGAUGAGGGCAAUCACGGCGCUCGAGAGAAUCACAACCCUACGGGUCCUAGCACGGGACAGGUGGGAAGUACUGUACCAACAGAGGGAACUUCCACAACGCAUACGAGCAGCGGAGGAAAGAAGGCUGAGAUAGAGAGCGAAGAGCCCUUGAAGCCCCGCGGGGAGAAUGUGGAUCAGUGCCUGGGUUCAGAAUCGGAUAGUUCACAGAGCAAUUCAAACGGACACUCUGGUCAGCCUAUGCUGUGGCCCGCUUGGGUUUACUGCACACGCUACUCGGACAGGCCGUCAUCAGGUCCCAGAUCUCGUAAACCAAAGAAGAAAAACGCAAGUAAGGAGGACAAACGACCACGCACGGCCUUCACGGCGGAGCAGCUCCAGAGACUCAAGGCCGAGUUCCAGACCAACCGCUACCUGACCGAGCAGCGACGACAAAGUCUGGCGCAGGAACUGGGCCUCAAUGAAUCUCAGAUCAAAAUCUGGUUUCAGAAUAAGCGAGCCAAAAUCAAAAAAGCCAGCGGCACCAAGAACGGUCUGGCACUACACCUGAUGGCGCAGGGACUGUACAACCACAGCACCACGUCAAAGGAAGACAAAUCAGACAGUGACUAAGACAGAGAAA